This is a messenger RNA of Bombyx mandarina (wild silkworm), 2216 nucleotides long. Its product is annotated as lipase 3. NCBI's taxonomy places the organism in Eukaryota, Metazoa, Arthropoda, Insecta, Lepidoptera, Bombycidae. The record is from RefSeq and is a predicted model, not a curated record.
GUUACUAUGAAGCAAAGCUGAUUGACUGAAGUCCACCUUAAUAGUAAAGGGUAGACAAGUCUGUCUGCUCCCACUGUCCCAAUCCAUGAUAAUGUCUCUCGCAGCAGCGCUGAAAUGCCAGGAGCUCAUGUUGAAAUCGUAAUCCCUUUAAAAAACCCAUCGAGAGCCCGUUCAAUAGAAUGCUUCUAAUAAUUAUUUAGUCUUACAGAAUAUUUUACCAGAAAGGUCCAUCAGCGUUAUUCAAAUAAAACAACGGCACAUGGUAAUCUGGACCCUAAAACUGUUAUUUUUGUUAACAUUUGUAUCGGCGAGGACGUCAUAGUCUGACCCCAGAUAUCAACGACUAUGUACAGGCAGUCGUAUAAAAGCUUGCGAUUAGUUGCGCACGCUCAGUAUCUACUUGAAUGUACGAAAAUGAAGAUGCACGUGUUCUUAGUUAUUUUGGUGGCACUAGCGCGUGUCUCCGUCCAAGGGUUCGAUUUGUUCGGAAGCUCGAGAAGCCUCGUCAAUAACUUCGAAGACGCUCGUAACUACAUCGAAACGCAAAAAGAUAAGGUCAUCGAAGAAUGGUCCUCCUACAUGGAAGACAUAAAGCUGUCGAGCUCGUGGACGAACUUCUUAGAAGAUAAAGAGAAUCCGUCCUUGGAAGACCCCGACGUGGUGCUGAGCGUGCCCGCGAUGAUCACGCGGCGUGGCUACCGCUGUGAGACCCACUCGCUCAUCUCCCAGGGAUACGUGUUAAACAUUCACAGGAUACCGCAGGCUCGAAGCGGCGGCGACACUCCAUCGAAUACCGUGAUACUUCAGCACGGCUUGUUUGCGAGCUCUGCCGACUGGGUCCUGAACGGGCCUGGAAAAUCCUUAGCCUUCGUGUUGGCGGACGCCGGCUACGACGUCUGGAUGCCAAACAUAAGAGGUAAUAGAUAUUCGAGGGAGCACACCACUUUAAAGAGCAGUUCGACUCAAUAUUGGAAUUUCUCGUGGCACGAGGUCGCCCAGCACGACAUCCCGGCCAUCAUAGACUAUAUCAGGGAGAGGAAGGGCUCGGACACAAAGAUCGCGUACAUGGGCCACUCGAUGGGUUCCACGAUGCUGUUCGCGAUGCUGGCGCUGCGGCCGGAGUACAACGCGGUGCUGCGGGCGGGGCUCGCGCUCGGCCCCGUCGUCUACUUGUCUCAUAUCAAGUCGCCGGUCAAAACGCUAGCUCCGGUUGUCGCCAACGCGGCAAGAAUGAACGUUAUUAAAAACGGCGAAUUUGUGCCGAAACAGUCUGGCUUCGGACAAAUGAUGAGCGCGUGCAGCUCCGACGACGUGGACACGUACGUUUGUAAAAACGCAAUAUUCUUCAUCUGCGGCACCGACGAGAAGCAGUUUAACAAGACGCUGCUGCCGGUGUUCCUGUCGCACCUCGGGACCGGCACGUCCAUGAAGACCAUCCUUCACUUCGCGCAGGAGAUCGACGCCGCGGGACGCUUCCAGCAGUUCGACUACGGACCCACCAAUAAUAUGAAAAUAUACAAUUCAGAAACUCCACCAGAAUACGAUCUGCGCAAAAUCACUCUUCCCAUUUACCUGCUGUACUCAAGGAAUGAUUUAUUGUCUAGCGAACAAGAUGUUGAUAAACUGUACCAAGAUUUGGAAACCAGAACAGAAAUCUACCUCGUACCGGACCCUGAGUUCAACCACGUGGAUUACCUGAUGGCGAACGACGCUCCGAGACUCUUGAACGACAAGGUGUUGCAGUUCUUGCUCGCAGCUUUUGCGGACCACCAAGGACCUGAUCGUCACAUGGGAACUCGCGAGUCAGUCCGCCAAUACAAAGCAUCACGUAAAGUGUUGAACACGUGAGGCGGGGGGCGACCGUGGAGAGCGGGCCCGCUACAGCAUCCUGUCCACUUGUUGCGAGCCCUGCUCAGAAUUAUUGGUUUAAUUUCAUUAUUUCUGACAGUUGUCAUGGUCACAUCGACACGUGGUCCAAUUAUACAUCGACCAUUAUAAACAAUCAAAACCAAUCCUAACCGGUUCAAUACGUGGCACUUAAUAACCUCCGCGACAAUAGAUAUGUACAAGACAUAUUAUUAUGUAUGUACAUAAAUAUGUACGUAGUACGGCUCGACAGAGGGAACGUCCCUGUGAUAAUGGAUUUAACGGCCAUCUGGUGUAGUGGUAAGUGACAUGGUCACUACAUACGGGGGUUGCGGGUUCGAAUCCUGCCA